Nanorana parkeri is the source of this 577-nucleotide messenger RNA. Its product is annotated as apoptosis-associated speck-like protein containing a CARD. NCBI's taxonomy places the organism in Eukaryota, Metazoa, Chordata, Amphibia, Anura, Dicroglossidae. Gene Ontology annotation, biological process: inflammatory response; regulation of apoptotic process; innate immune response. The record is from RefSeq and is a predicted model, not a curated record. Bases 1 to 519 code for a protein of 172 amino acids. The transcript has 4 exons.
AUGAUUAGCAGUGGGAAAGUGAGGGGAAAAAACGCCACAACUUGGCACCGUUCCUGGAAAGCUCAGGCUGUGUCAGAUCACCGGGCUGAGCAGAUACCUCAGAAGACUUACCAAGGAUGGGACUUUCCCGGAGAGGUUUAUGUUUAUGAGGAAUUCAUAAUAUUUGCAGAAGUGAACAGUUUUAGCUGGAGAAAGAAGCCCAAGGCGGAACCCCAAUCUACUUCGGAGGCUUCCUCCUCUUCUGCCCCCAAGCCUAAGGGGGUGCCCUUCGUGGAUAAACAUCGGGAGGCACUGGUGAACCGAUGUGCCUUGGUGGAUCCCAUCCUGGAUGGUCUCCUCUCCAAAGAACUCCUGACUACUGAAGAAAAUGACACCAUACGAGGUGAGAGGCCUGCCCAGAACCAGAUGAGGAAACUCUUCCAGUUCAUCAGGGCCUGGUCUGACUCUGACAAGCAAGCAUUCUAUCUGAUCUUAAAGGAGAAAAAUCCUCGUCUGAUCGAAGAUCUGGAGCAGUCCUAAACUGUUUCUGAAGAAUAUAUCGUCAACGUAACGCCAUCUACAGUGAUACUUACAGGAU